This is a messenger RNA of Lactuca saligna, 345 nucleotides long. NCBI's taxonomy places the organism in Eukaryota, Viridiplantae, Streptophyta, Magnoliopsida, Asterales, Asteraceae. The record is from the annotation of a GenBank genome assembly.
AUGGGACCAUACUUUGGGUCUAAGCUAGGAUAUGGAAGGGGAUGGGUCCCAAACGUGGAUUAUAGAUUGAGAAAACUCAAGAUGCCUCUAUUUGAAUGGGAAGAUGUUUACGGGUGGGUUUAUAAAGCGGAACGUUUGUUUGAUAUGCAAGGGUUGGCAACGUCGGGUGAGAGACUACAUGCAACAGUCGCGAUGAAGUUGGCACUUGUGGUAGAUGAGAACGGAACUAGAACAAUCAUGGGGUCAGACAAAGGAAGUAUAAAAGUCAAUGUGAACUAUGCGCUAAGCACAGUUAAUAACACAACAACAGAAGCAGUGGCAAUGCACACCCCUUUCGACGAAUGA